This is a messenger RNA of Corylus avellana, 1456 nucleotides long. Its product is annotated as BIIDXI-like protein At5g11420. Gene Ontology annotation, cellular component: plant-type cell wall. Lineage: Eukaryota; Viridiplantae; Streptophyta; Magnoliopsida; Fagales; Betulaceae. The record is from RefSeq and is a predicted model, not a curated record.
CUUCAACACCAUCUCUCUCACCAAAAUUUACACACAGCUUCGCCAUGCGAGGGGUCGUUUUGUUGUCGGUGCUUCUGUGUGCUACCUGCCACCUCGCCUUCUCCUUCACCGACGGAUUAGUACGCAAUGGGAACUUCGAGUUUGCCCCGAAGCAAUCGGACAUGAACGGCACGGUGGUGAUCGGGCGCUAUGCCGUACCAGAUUGGGAGGUCUCCGGCUUCGUAGAGUACAUAAAAUCCGGGCAAAAGCAAGGCGACAUGCUGCUGGUGGUGCCGGAGGGAGCCUUCGCCGUCAGGCUCGGGAACGAGGCAUCGAUAAAGCAACGCAUCAAAGUGGUCAAGGGGCUCUACUACUCCCUCACUUUCAGCGCGGCUCGCACCUGCGCUCAAGAGGAGAAGCUCAACAUAUCGGUGGCGCCUGAUUCCGGCGUGCUGCCGAUGCAGACUAUGUAUAGCAGCAACGGGUGGGACUCGUAUGCGUGGGCUUUCCAGGCCGAGCUUGAAGUUGCCGAAAUUGUUAUUCAUAAUCCGGGUGUGGAGGAGGAUCCGGCCUGCGGUCCACUCAUUGAUUCUGUCGCCAUUAAAGCUCUCUAUCCUCCUAGAGCAACCAACAAGAAUUUAUUGAAGAAUGGGGAUUUCGAAGAAGGACCAUAUGUGCUCCCCAACACCUCUUGGGGCGUCCUUAUACCACCCAACAUCGAAGACGACCACUCUCCACUACCCGGCUGGAUGGUCGAGUCCCUCAAAGCCGUCAAGUACAUAGAUUCCAACCACUUCUCCGUUCCGGAAGGAAAGCGAGCCGUUGAACUUGUCGCCGGAAAAGAAAGUGCUAUUGCUCAGGUAGCCCGGACCAUCCCGGGAAAAACCUACAUCCUCUCUUUCGCUGUCGGGGAUGCCAGCAACUCCUGCGAGGGCUCCAUGAUCGUCGAGGCAUUCGCCGGUAGGGACACCGUCAAAGUGCCGUACGAGUCCAAGGGCAAAGGCGGAUUCAAGCGCGCCGUGCUCAAGUUCGUGGCGGUUUCUCCGCGAACACGUGUCAUGUUCCUCAGCACUUUUUACACCAUGAGAAGUGACGACUUUUCUUCUCUCUGUGGACCGGUUCUCGAUGACGUGAAGUUGUUGAGCGUUCGUAAUCCACGUCGACUCAUGUGAGGGCUAUGAGUUAUUAUAUAUAUUAUAUAUAUAUACAUGCAAGGUGGGUCCGGCUCGGAUAUAUUGGAUAUUUGGUCAUGCUAUAUAUAUAUAUAUAUAUAUAUAUAUAUGAGUAAUUUUGUUUCUAAGGAAGCAAUAUUGGGUUUUUAGUGUGAGUUUUUAGAGCAUAAAUUUGAAAAAUAAUGUGAGGAUGGUUUAUAGUGGUAUGAGUAUAUUGAGUGCCAUGUACUCUAGCAAAAUAAAUUAGUAAAACGGUACUAUAUAUACUUGAAGGAAAUAGAAGUUCCACUUCACUUAAAAUUCAA